AUGGGUUUAUCUCAUGAAAUUUUUAUGAAUGCUGGUGGUAGUGGUAAUGGUACAGUUAAUGAAACAUCUGCUUUUGUUGCGAAUAGUGGUGGACGUGGUCCUAAAAAGUGCUUUAACUGCAACAAACCAGGACACUACGUUAAAGACUGCCGUUUACCAUUAACUGAACAAUAUAAAGAACGAAAAGCUAGACAUGAUGCCCAAAGAUCAAUCAAUAAGAGUGAAAAUGUUAGACGAACAGCUUGGUUCGGUUUUCUUGGAAGUGAUGAAAGCUAUGAAGGUAUAUUUAUAGAUAGCGGUGCUACCCAACAUAUAUUUAAAGAGAGAAACAUGUUUAAAACUUACACACAGGUCCAAGAUCAGUACAUUAAAGGCAUCAAUGAUUUACCUAUUCCUAUUGAAGGGACAGGUUCUGUUGAAAUUAUGUUGAAGAAUAAUACAUUAUUAACCCUUACUGGUGUGUUACACAUACCAUCGUCUGCUGCAAACUUAAUUAGUGUUUCUCAAGCAACUGAUACUGGUGCCCAAUUCUUAUUUUUGAAUGAUACUGUUGUUGAUUUGAAAUUAGAUCCAGAUUUUAUCUUGGGUAGAAAAGCCCAUGGAAAACUUAAUGAACUUCAAAUUGCUGGUACUAAUGAUUACACAUCUUCUGGUUUUGUGUUCCGUUCAAUUAAAGCUGGAUUACCUAGCUCAAUUUGGUAUCUGCGCUUAGGUCAUCCAAACCUUAGUGUAUUGAAUGGUUUAAAAAGGUAUGGAGUGGUUAUGACUGAAACACAAAAUGUGAAAGACUGCGAAGCAUGUCUUCGUACAAAAUCCAUCAUGAAGAAACCAAAAGAUUCUAAAUUCAUAGCAAAGCAUCCGCUUGAGCUCAUCCACGCUGACUUAAGUGGUCCAUUUCGUUACAAAGGCCGUGAUCUGGAAACUUUCUUUUUAACUAUAGUUGAUUCAUAUAGUAAUUUUACCAAAGUUAUUCCCAUUCAAGAUAAAUCACAAUCAACAGAUGAAUUAAUAAACUUUAUCAAGUAUACUGAAAGAUACUUUGCUGCCAAAGGGUUAGGUUUUGUGUGUGGUGCUGUUAGAACAGAUCAUGGAGGAGAAUUUGUUAAUAAUAAACUUAACCAAUUUUUUCAGGAGUCAGGAAUUCAUCAUCAACUCACCAUCCCCCAUCAGAGCUUCCAGAACGGCAAGCUGGAAAGAUUUCACCGCAGUCUCCAGACCAAAGGGCGUUCGAUGCUAACGGCUGCCAAUUUACCUGAAUGUUUUUGGCCAGAUGCCAUUACAACUGCUUGCUAUCUCAUGAAUAGGUUACCAAACAAAGUUAAAUCUGAUACUUCCUUGUCCCUAUUCUAUAAAGUUAAGACGGAUUUUUCGCAUUUAAGAGUUUUUGGGUGUAUCGCCUAUGCUACAAUUCCAUCGGAUCUCCGAGAUGGAAAAUUCGGUGAUACAGCAAAAGAAAUGAUGUUUAUCGGUUAUGCUGAUGAUACAAAUAAGUAUCAACAUGGAGGUUAUAUAUUAUUUGACCCUUUAACUGAAGAUUAUGUUGUUAGCUCACAAGUGAAGUUUUUAGAGGAAAGGUAUUAUUAUCCCAAGCUUCCUGCUCAAGACGCUGAAUAUCCAACUAUUUCAGGGGGUUCUGGUGUUAAGAGCUUUAAAGGUGGUUACCAAAAGCCACUUGGAGGAAUUUCUGGUAUACUUCCUCCAAAAGCAGGUGAUGUUGAUGAAGAUAAUGAUAUAUCAAUGUCUAAAUCGGAUCAGAGUUAUGCUGAAUCUGAUAUCCCUGAAGAAGACAUGGAGAGUACAACCCCAAAACACUCUGGUAUUGACCCUGACUCUGCCAAAAUUGAUGAACAACACUCUGAUAGUGAACCUGAAUCUGCCAAAAAUGAUGAACAAUGGCAAGUUGUUCGCUCUAAAAGGGCUGCUAGUCGCUCUCCAUCUCCACCAUCUUCACCUAGUGUUCCUACUGCUGCAAACCCAUUUGCACCCUUAGCCAAUUACAAAGAGUCUUUACCAUCAAUUGCGUUUGACUCAGAUCCACUUUUAUUGUUGAAACCAACUCCAGCUUCCGAGAGGGAAAAACGCAUCACCAAGAAAGCUAAAGUUACACCAAUGGUUAGAAAUGUUGAUGAUGAUGAUUCAUGUGUUCCAGUUAUUGAAGAACCUGAAGAUGAAGGUGAUGCUAUAAAUGAAUCUGAAGUUGGUAGUGCUAUGAAGCAAAUUUCAUAUCCAAGUGUUAAUUUAGCUGCUACUGCAUUUAUGGCUGCUGUUAAUAAAGGUAUUAUUCCAAUGACUUUUGCUCAAGCUAUGAAGCUUCCAAAUGCUGAUGAAUGGAAAGAAGCAUUUGAUAAAGAAUGGUCAGCAAUAAAAGACAAUGAAACAUUCUCAUACUCCAAAUGUCCUCCUGGUAUCAAACCAAUUAAAUGUAAAUGGGUAUGCUCAAUCAAAGACACGGGAUUGUGUAAAUGUCGUCUUGUCCUGAAAGGAUUUUCUCAGAUCAAAGGUAUAAACUAUGAGGAGACAUUUAGCCCUGUGAUUCGUGCAGAGGCAGUUAGAAUUUUUCUUGCUACUGCUGCUUCAUUGAAAUUAGUUGUGCAUCAAAUGGAUGUUUCAAAUGCGUUUCUCAACGGGAAACUUGACGGUGAGGAGUUAUAUAUGGAACAGCCUGAUGGUUAUAAAGUUGAUAAUGGUAUGGUUUUAAAGUUAAACAAGAGUCUUUAUGGGCUCAAGCAGGCUCCUAUGGUCUGGAACCGUACUAUAAAUCAGAUCUUAAUUAACCUUGGUUUUAAAAGAAAUGAAGCAGAAAUGGGUCUUUAUUACAAGGCUUCGGGGUCCAACAUAGUUUUAUUGGGUCUUUAUGUAGAUGAUAUAUUAGUUGCUUCUAACUCUAGUGAUUUAUUAGAUGAAGUUAAAGGAUGCUCAAAAUCUGCUUUCAAAACUAAAGAUUUAGGUCCAAUUAAGAAAUUUUUAGGUUUAAAUAUUGAACAACAUGAAGAUUUCUCCAUUUCAUUGAAAUUGACUGAUUAUAUUAAUACUAUUGCUCAAGAAUUAGGCUUUGAAGAUGUUAAAGGUGUUUCGAUUCCAUUGAGUGUUGGCACAAAUUUAUCUGGUCCAGAUGUUGAGAAUUCUCCUGAGAUAGAUUCUACAGAGUUCAGAAGUAUUGUCGGGAAGUUGCUUUACGCCAGUAAUUCUGGUAGAUUUGAUAUUACUUAUGCUGUUGGUGUCUUGUCAAGAAAUCUUCAAAAUCCAAGAAAGAUUCAUUUACAAGCUGCUAAGAAAGUUGUUAAAUAUUUAAUUUCUACUAAAGAUUUAGCAAUUAAUUAUUCACCAGGUUGUUCUGAAUUAGUUGGUUAUUCUGAUGCUGAUUAUGCUAAUUGUUUGAAGUCAAGAAGAUCAACUACUGGCUUUAUGUUCAAGUUUGCUAAUGGACCAAUUACAUGGAGAUCAAAAUUACAACCAACUGUUGCGUUAUCAACUACCGAAGCAGAAUUCAUGGCUGUCACAGAGUCCACAAAAGACGGUUUAUGGUGCCUAAUGGUAUUAAAGGAUUUAGGUAUUGAGUUAAAGGAGUUUGUGAUAUAUAAUGAUAAUCAAGGUGCUUUGAAACUUCUACAACAUCCAUCAUUUCAUCAUAAGACUAAACAUAUUGAUACUAGACAUAUGUUUAUUAGAGACCAUACUGCUUCUGGUACUGUUAAGCUUGAAUAUUUGGAAACUGGUGUACAAGUUGCUGAUUUGUUAACUAAAGCAAUUGCUGCUCCUCAAUUUAAUAAGUUAUUGGAUUUAUGUUAG
Messenger RNA from Hansenula ciferrii, 3789 nucleotides. Its product is annotated as Copia protein. The transcript has a single exon. Bases 1 to 3789 code for a protein of 1262 amino acids. Lineage: Eukaryota; Fungi; Ascomycota; Saccharomycetes; Phaffomycetales; Wickerhamomycetaceae. Gene Ontology annotation, molecular function: nucleic acid binding; zinc ion binding. The record is from RefSeq and is a predicted model, not a curated record. Gene Ontology annotation, biological process: DNA integration.